AUAACUAACCAGAAAUACUCACGGGAUUUAAUUUAAAGAUCCUUAUUUGAAGAUAUUCAUUAUUGAUAAAAUCAUUUUGGUCUGCACUGAAGUGUUCAGGAAAAUCUUGGAAGGGCGGGAAGGCUAGCUAAGCCCAUGAGUUACGCUAGUUAGCAAGUAGGCUAGCUUGGCUAGGUGCUGCUUAACAAUAAAGAAAGAACACAAGGUUGGGAAAAAUGGACGGGAAUGUUGCAGUGAUCAGUAACCCCACGGUGUCUGUGCGUAUGACCAGCACCCUCAGCUCCUUCGAAGUCAACCGGAGAUUUAACCGAGGGAUCACCAUCGCAGAGUUCAAGAGCAAGCUGGAGCUUGUCAUCGGCUGCCCCGCAGCCUCUAUGGACCUUCAGUUGUUCAGCACUUCAGACAAGUUCUUGCAGAACCUUGAUGAUAACGAGGCUCUGUUAGGUUCCUACCCUGUAGAUGACAACUGCAGAAUACAUGUGAUUGAUCGCAGUGGUUCUCUGACUGGAGCGUUCAGUGAUUUGUCCAAGGUGGAGAAAUAUGAGAUUUCUCAAGAAGCAUAUGAGAAGAGAUCAGACUCAUUGCGAAACUUUAAAAAGAACAUGAAGAUGGGGCGCUUCAAUGAAGAGAACAUGGCUAAGCAAAAAGAGGCCCUCUCACAGAAAGAAGAAGAGGAGAAAGCUGCAGUAGCCUCGAUUACAGUUGGCAAGCGGUGUCAGGUUCAAGUGGUUGGUCAGCCAACAAAGAUCGGCACAGUUAUGUUUGUGGGUACGACAGACUUCAAACCAGGCUACUGGGUGGGUGUGAAAUAUGAUGAGCCCCUUGGGAAAAAUGAUGGCAGUGUGGAUGGCAAGCGGUACUUUGAGUGUGAGCCAAAGUAUGGUGUGUUUGUGAAGCCUCUGUCUGUGACUGUGGGAGAUUUUCCAGAGGAGGACUACGGUCUUGAUGAGAUGUAGGCUCCACCUGGCAUGGUACCACAAGGUAUCAAGCGGGCUGAAAAACAUCCAUCUGGAAGGCCAAUGCAGGACUCUCGUCAGUCCACUGUCAUAGCCCUUGAUUGCAAGGGGUUUUCCUGUUAUAGCUAAUCAUAUUUUAGUUUCAUGCUUGUCCUAAAGAGAUCUGAAAGGUGGCCUUUACACAACACUCUUAGUGGAAAUUUAUUUAGCUCAUAAUGUGCGGACAGCAGUAGAUGCCAAAUUAGCUGUCUGACGUGUCAGCUGAAACAGAUUGUGUUGUUUGCUAGGCAUUUUGCUUUGAUUUAAUUGUGAAUAUUUCACGUCUCGUUUUCUCACAGAACUACAACGUCUCUUUCUCCAUCUUUUCAUAGGUGUUUAAUGAAUGGCAAAAUGUGCACAAGAGAUAGCAUACCAAUCAUUUGGGUUGUUGAACUGUUUUAUUUUCACUAAUUUAUUUAUAUAUAUAUAUAUAUAUAUAUAUAUAUAUAUAUAUAUAUAUAUAUAUAUAUAUAUAUAUAUAUAUGUAUAUAUAUAUAUAUAUGUAUAAACUAAUAGCCUUAUUCCUCAUUUUUUUGACUUACAAUGCAUCUUUAUGCUGUGAUUUCUGAGUAAAUCACUGGUUGGCUUUUUAUAUAAAUAACAUUACCAAGCAUGAGUCUGAACAACUACAAGGAUAUUAUCUGUCAAAAUCUUACCCUUUGAUUUCAUUUAUACAACAUGCACAAACAUUUACUUUUUACAUUAAACUUAUGCAUGAAGCAUAUUUAACAUUAGCAUGGAUUGGGAAUAUCCUAUGUUUGCGGUGGUUCUCAAUUCCAGUCCAAGAGACCAGAUCAUUAUAGUUUGGUGUGUAUUGUGUGCUUCAGCAGUAGUUUUAUAAUACUGACCAAAUGCAAGUUACUUUUAAAAGAUUCAGUUAAAUAAGUAGUGUUUCUUUUAGUUAGCACUUAAAAUGUUAACCUGGAGAAGCUUAACUAGGAGAUUUAUUGCACUUUAUCAUUUUUCAAUGCACAUUAUAAGCCUGUAUUCCGUCAUACUUAUAAAUACGCUGAGUCUGAAUGAGCAUGCUGUUUCAUCAUACAUUCAUUUCCAGUAAUUGCUUUAUCUUGUCCCAGGAACACUCACUGUGGUGCAGGAAUACAUCCUAGAUAGGAUGCCAGUUCAUCAUAUUGUACUACAUACACAUUCACAUAUAGGACGUCUUUUUGGCCUGCCCUCAUCAUGCCACAUCAGCCUCCCCUAUGUCUUGGACUGGAUUAGGGAACCAUUGACCUCUGGAUCUCCAUAUCAGGUUGCAGUGUAUACUGCACAUACAGUAACACUCCAACAUGGUCUACUGAUAAAUAAUGAAUACUUCAGUGACUUAUCCACAAUGCAAAGUCACAGGAUGUCAAUUAAGAUCCAGCAUUCAUGUUUACGUCUUGAUGAUGUGAUGAAUAUGAUUAUGUACUUAUGACAGCAAUUCUUGGCUCACAUUCUUCUUCUGCAUCCAGCACAAUUUACUUUUGUUUCUGAACUAAAACAUUCAAUAAACACUGUUAUGAACUGGCAAAUAGUUGACUUUGUUGAGUAAAGCAGAUAAAUGACUGAACUGUGUUGGAGUCUCAGUCCUAUUGUAUGAAGUUUACUGAGAUGGUGUGUAAUUGUAAUUUUUGUUUAUUUUCUGUAAAUCUUUCUCUUAUUUCUAAUGUGUUCAUGUUUUGUAUGUGAUCAUAGCUUCUGCUAGAAUAAAUACAGAUUGCAUAAAAAUGCUGAAA
Molecule: messenger RNA, 2713 nt
Organism: Hemibagrus wyckioides
Lineage: Eukaryota; Metazoa; Chordata; Actinopteri; Siluriformes; Bagridae
Gene: tbcb
Product: tubulin folding cofactor B
Exons: 7
Coding region: 216-956 (246 amino acids)
Biological process (GO): cytoplasmic microtubule organization; post-chaperonin tubulin folding pathway; tubulin complex assembly
Cellular component (GO): nucleus; microtubule plus-end; cytoplasm
Molecular function (GO): microtubule plus-end binding; alpha-tubulin binding
Source: RefSeq, a predicted model, not a curated record